CUCCGAAUCAAUUGCUGUUGUGGUUGACGAUUAAUCUAGCUAUUCAAAAACUUCGACAUAACCAUAGCGGAUCCAAGUAAUCCAUGGAAGAGCCUAAACUAUGGAUUGUGGGUCCAAAAAGAUAUGUUCGUCAAAAUCACGCAGCGUAAAAUGAGUUACUAGCACCGCAGGCGUAUGGAUUGAUUUUGUCUUUCCGCUUCUCAAAUUUUGAUUUUACUUAUGCGCAACGCCGAUACAUUUCCUACCACUCGAAUUACUUCAAGACCUUCCUCUAGCAGCAAAACGAAGCUCCUUCACAGGUUUUCUCAACGCAAAUCGAAGUCUUUCAAUAGAUCCUUCAUUAAAUCCGAUUCCCGCCAAAAGCGCAAACAUGUCUUCCAACAAUCCUUCGGCCCCUCCAUCUCCACCCCCUCCAACCCAAACCCAACCUCAAACUCCUAAACGCACUGCUGCUCCAUCAUCACCCGUCUCCCUACCAGCUGGCGUUAAUCUCAACCUCCUGGCCGAAUACCGUGCUCAACAAUAUCGAGACUCUCUCGCAAGUGUGCAAGCCAACACGACCACCUAUACAAUCGACUUUCUGCGCAUCGUUACGACUACGGGUGCAACUACCACCACGCUCGAGAUUGUUAAUAUUGUUCGAAGGGACAAUUAGGCUGGUUUCCGGUUACUGGAUGUGGUGGAGAACUUAUUGGGAUUGGUGGUGCUGGGUCUGGAGGAGAAUUUUCUUGGGAGCGCAAACUGGUUAGUAGGCAUCUGAGGCAGCCAGGGAUGAUUGAUGAGAUAGGAAUUUGAUGGGGAGUUAGUAGAAAUGAAGCGUUGGGGAGCAAGGAGUUGAGGAUGGGUUGGAGGAGUAUUUUUGAGCCGCAGUUAUGGG
Messenger RNA from Mollisia scopiformis, 877 nucleotides. RefSeq lists its product as uncharacterized. Bases 371 to 655 code for a protein of 94 amino acids. Lineage: Eukaryota; Fungi; Ascomycota; Leotiomycetes; Helotiales; Mollisiaceae. The record is from RefSeq and is a predicted model, not a curated record. The transcript has a single exon.